AUGGCUGCUGCAGGAGAAAAGGCCGACUCUCCGCUGCCGCCCAUUCUGCAGUUGGGUCUAGAGACUACACAAUACGAACUCCCUUCUCGCCAGCAGAAUCUGCCGCUGAAUAUCGACACCCCAGUGCAGAACGGGGACCACAGCAACUCGCUCAACUCGGGCCAUGAGAACAACAGCUCCAGCGACAAGAUGCUCAAAGCAGAAAAAGUCCUGGGCUUGUCCAGUCCAAACGUUAAACGCAGUUCCAGCGUACCCAUGUUGGUGAGGAGCAGCAAGGAGACUACCGUCGUGGACCCUCAAAAACACCAGCGAGAUGAACUCAUCAUGGACACAAACAAGUCCAGCAUUGUCUCGAAACGAUCCGUGGAGAAACUUUACUACGAUGGCGAGCCUGAGUAUUUCCGCUAUUUUGUGAGCAAAUUCAAACGCCGGUCACCCCUGAUCAAUCGAGGCUACUGGUUGCGGAUGAAAGCGAUCGAGCACGCCGUCUCCAGAUUUCUAUCAGAGCGAACUGCCAAAAAGAAAGUCGUUAUCAACCUGGGCUGUGGGUAUGACCCAUUGCCGUUCCUCUUUCUUGGCAAACGACCUUUGCUAUGCCAAGGGACUACGUUUGUCGAUGUGGAUUAUCCGGUAUUGAUGCAAAACAAAGUCGGCAUCAUCGACAAGACUGAGCAACUAAGACAUUUGUUGCCCAAAUUAACCAGGACAGCCAACGACAGUGGACUUUUAGCUUCAAGUGACCCAUACGUUGCCAUAGGAUGCGAUCUUUCAAGCCUUAUACCACUUCAGGAGAUUCUCCAGGAUCAUCUACAACUGGGAAGUGGAGGAGUGGCUAUCCUUUUCGUUUCCGAGGUCUCGACCGCCUACAUGGAACGAGAUGCCUCUCAAGCCGUAUACGAAUGGGCAGCGACUUACGAUGAUGUUCGGUUCUGUUUGCUAGAACAACACCUACCUGACGGCGCCGACCACCCAUUCGCAGCAACAAUGCUCUCGCACUUUGAAAAGCUACGUACACCUCUCCGCGCGAUAGGCACCCUUGAGCAGAUGAAGGCACGAUUCGCCGCAGCAGGCUUCCCUGAAGCAGGCACUGAAAUCCGCACCCUCUGGGACUUGUGGUCAGAUCCAGGUUUCCUCAGCGCAGAGGAAAGACGAGCUCUGGACCGCGUUGAGCCUUUCGACGAAUGGGAAGAGUUCGCUCUCUUCGGCUCCCACUACUUCCUCCUCAUGGCCGAGAAGGAGCCCGGCAAAGACUACAACUUCAAAUCCUUCCGUGCAACGCGGGCAUCCCUCUUCUCCGGUUCCACGCGUGGCACUUCCAUUGCGUCAAGUCCCACCAACGGCGGCGGCAACAGCAGUCCCGACACGCCGCAGUACCACUUCGGGCCGGGAGACAUCCUGCAGACGCACGAGCUGCUCGAGCCCCAUAAUUACCGACGCUUCGCACAUAUUGUACCGCCUCCGGAGACAGACGCCUAUGGGGAUUCGGUGGGACUGUAUGGCGGAGUGGGCACGCAGGAACGGUUGGACAGCUGCAACACCUUCUCGAGGUACGACGCCAUACAGCCGAUCCAGGGGCCGCCCUUGCGCACGGGACUGGUGUGUCAUGCGGUGACACGGCUGGGGAGUACAGCGAAUUGUGUGCUCACAGGAGGGAGAACGUCACCUGACAAGGCCAGUGCAGAGUCGUGGUUGAGAUUGGAUGGAAAGUGGAGGAGGGUGCAAGACUUGCCUUCUGGACGGUAUCGACAUUGUGCGGUGCCGCUAGUCCUACCUACCGAACCUCGACCUGCGCAUACAGUGCUCGUCUUCGGUGGCAGAACUAGCGAUGGUCGAGUAUUGGACGAAUGGCUGAUCUGGACCGGGGAGACUGGAUGGCAGCAAGUUAAGGUCGUGGGAGAGACACCACCAGCACGUUUCGGUGCGACCAUGUCCACGGAUGGGCGUGAAAGUACAUCAGGAGUUCUGGUAGGUGGCAUGACCAGUGCCGGCCGAGUGCUGAACGACUUCUGGCACUGGAGUCUGGAGCACGACAUGACAUUGACGUGCCGCAACGUGACCACUCGAGCGACUGCCUUCCUCAAGGCUGACGCGUGCAUUCUCGGGCGCUUCGGAGCGCAGCUGGUGAGAUCGAAUAGGGGCAUCCUGAUGGUCGGCGGUAUCACAGGCGCACGGAUGCUCACACGACAGGACGAAGUGCUGAAUCUGAAGACAUUGCGACCUCAACCGAUCCAGGGACCACGGCCACUGUUCAUCGGCCAUACGCUACAGGAUGUCGAUGGCGGACUGCUCGUGCUAGGCGGUGGUGCGACAUGCUUCUCCUUUGGUACGACCUGGAAUAGAAGCUGCAUCCUGAACGACAUGGAGCCCGACAAGUUCGACAUGGAGUGGCGAUUGCAAUGCACUUUGGAAGCUGGGAAACCCACCGCCGAGCAAAGCACAAUCUUCGUGGAAUCACCCAGCAGCAAUGGCACACCUGCACUGAAAAUGCCCGACCCCGUCAAGAUUCAAGACAUCCGAAUCUCCCACGGCGUCAACUUCCCGCAAUACGUCGAAGCAGCACGACCCGUCAUCCUGCGAAAAUGCAAGAUCGGACCCUGCACCACCUCCUGGACGAACAACUACCUCAAGGAAGCCGUCGGCCACGACCGCAAAGUCGCCGUGCACUCCUCGCCUUCAUCCGAGAAGAUGGACUUCCAGAAGAAGAACUUCCAAUACAUCACGCAGGACUUUGGCGAUUUCCUCGACGCGGUCGACCGUGGCGAGCGAGUCUACCUCCGCGCCUUAUCAAAAGACGCCCCGAACAACAAACCCACCAGCCUCGCCGAAGACUUCCCGGGCAUAGCGCCAGACUUCGAACUCCCACAAGAACUCGAAUACGUGACGCAAAACGCACACUCCUCCCCCCUGCGCAUCUCCGGCCAAGUCCAGAUGUGGCUACACUACGACGUGAUGGCCAACGUCCUCUGUCAAGUACGCGGCCGGAAGAAAAUACUCCUCUUCCCCCCCUCCGACGUCUCCCACCUAGGCUUCGAACCGGGCGCCUCCAGCUCCUCCAUCGACGUCUUCGCCCCGGAAGCCAGCACGACCCACCCCUCCCUCGCCAACACGCACCCGCACGAAGCGCUCCUCGACCCCGGCGACAUCCUCUUCAUCCCGCCCAUGUGGGUGCACACCGUCGCGUCGUCCUCCUCCCCCACCACGAGCGUCGCCGUCAACGUCUUCUUCCGCAAUUUGGCGAAUGGCUACGCGGCGGGCAGAGAUGUGUACGGCAACCGCGACCUGGCGGCUUAUGAGCGGGGGCGGAAGGACGUGGCGAGGAUCAUCAAGUCUUUCGAGGAGUUGCCGGCGGAGGUGGGGGGUUUUUAUUUGGAGAGGUUGGGUAGGGAGAUGUUGGAGCGGGCGAGGGUGUGGAGUGGGAAGGGGGAUUUGCAUAGUGUUUAUGCGGAGUUGUCGUGA
Molecule: messenger RNA, 3456 nt
Organism: Zasmidium cellare ATCC 36951
Lineage: Eukaryota; Fungi; Ascomycota; Dothideomycetes; Mycosphaerellales; Mycosphaerellaceae
Exons: 2
Coding region: 1-3456 (1151 amino acids)
Biological process (GO): tRNA methylation; wybutosine biosynthetic process
Molecular function (GO): tRNA methyltransferase activity; protein binding
Source: RefSeq, a predicted model, not a curated record